Messenger RNA from Populus trichocarpa (black cottonwood), 2694 nucleotides. RefSeq names its product methyl-CpG-binding domain-containing protein 13. The record is from RefSeq and is a predicted model, not a curated record. Lineage: Eukaryota; Viridiplantae; Streptophyta; Magnoliopsida; Malpighiales; Salicaceae. Gene Ontology annotation, molecular function: DNA binding. The coding region runs from base 189 to 2483 and encodes 764 amino acids. The transcript has 6 exons.
CAACACGUGGGAUACGGUCCUCACUCAUCUUGUCCUAAGUUUUCCCAUAUCUUUCCUUUCCAAGCAAAGCCCCUUGACUCACCCAAAAAAAAAAACAGUUAUUUAUUUAGUUCAAGAAAAAACGGUGGUAGUUGUGUUUUUUUGAGUUGCUGGUGAUCACUGCCGGAAAAAAGACAACGGUGGGGAAGAUGGGGGACCCCAAAUCUGAUGACUGGUUACCGGAAGGUUGGAGGGUAGAAGUUAAAGUGAGAAAUAAUGGUAAAAAAGAUAAGUUUUACUUUCCUCCCUCGGGUGGAUGUAGAUUCAACUCCAAGAUUGAGGUUUCUCGUUAUCUCAACGGCAGCCAUCCUAAUUCUGAACAAAAGGUUCUAAUUGAGAAGACUGUGCCAGAAGGGUUACCUCUGGGAUGGACCCAGGAAAUCAAAGUGACAAAGAAGGGUGGAAGAAUCAGAAGAGACUCGUUGUAUACUGACCCUGUUAGCGGGUAUGUUUUCCGCUCCAUGAAGGAUGCAUGUCGCUACAUUGAAAGUGGUGUCGUAGGAAGGCUGGCAUUCAAGCGAAACGAUAGAGAAAACCAUGAUGUAGAGUUGGAAGAUGAUAAAACUUUUUCACCAGCUGUAGCUGAGAAAGAAGGGUCGGAAGUCCAUGAAAAACAGAAUCCAGUUAUAGGUGACCAGAGCUUGAAGUCAUGUGAAAUUGCUAAAGAUGAUCAGACACUCACUUCAGUCUCUACAGGAGAGUGCAUAACUGGCUCUGAACGUACAUCUGAUCAGUUUAUGUCUGUAGCCAAGAGACAAAAUGUGGAAGUCAACAGAGUACCAAGUCCAAUUGUCAGUGACCAGAGCCUGAAGUCUUUCGAAAUAGCUAAAGAUGAACAGACACUUAAUUCAGCCUCAGCAGGGGAAUGCACAACUGUCUCCGACCAUGCUUCUGAUCAGUGCGUCUCCAUAGCCAAGAAACAAAAGUUGGAGGUCGAUGGAACAUCAAGUCAAAUUGUAAGUGACCAGACCUUGAAGUCAUGUGAAAUUGCUAAAGAUGAACAGGUACUUGAUUCAGCCUCUACAGGAGAAUGCACAGCUAUCUCGAAGCGUACUUCUGAUCAGUUUGUCUCUGUAAUCAAGAAGCAAAAACUGGCUGUCAACAGAACACCUAGUUCUAUUAUAAGUGACCAGAGCUUGAAGUUGGGUGGAAUUGUUAAGGAUGAACAGAUACUAAAUUCAGCCUCUGCAGGAGAAUGCACAAUUCUCUCCAAGCAUACUUCUGGUCAGUGUGGAGUAGGAACAGAAUCAAGCAGCUCAGAAUUUCUUGAGGAUAAGGGUUCCAACCAAACAGAAGAGAAGAGUGAUUCUGUUAAGGCUGAAGAUCCUUUGCAAGCUGUUCUACAGGAUAAACCAUCAGUGGAAGUUGGGGAGACAAAAAAGGAAAGUAAAAAGACUGGAGUUAGAAAAUCCAGGAAGAAAACUGAUCUUAACCUUCCUCGUCGGGCCUCGAAGCGUCUUGCUGGCAUUCCACUAGCUCCAACACCAGAACUGAAGGCAGCAACUCGGGCUCGUCGAGCUGCACUUGAACCAAGUAAUGAGAUCGUUGCUAGUACAAGUGAGCAGGCUUCUUGUGGUGACCCUGAUACUGAGCUGAAUACAAAGCAUGCAUUUGAAUCCUCCAAAAGCACAGAAAUACCGGUGGAUUCAAAUGAGAGCAAACAUGCUAUUGUGGAUGUGGAGCAUGCUGGAAAGGCAGGAUCAGGAAAGCAGGGGGACAAGAAGCAUCAAUAUGAUGUUGCUUCCCCUCCUGGGAACCUCGCCACUGGAGAACAUGCUGGAAAGAUUGAAACUUACAGUACUGGUGAUGAGAAGCAAGGACUGCCAUUUGACCUGCCACUUGAGGAGUUAUGGCAAGACCCAUGCAUUGCCUUUGCAAUAAAAACUCUCACUGGAACAUCCGUUGAUGAUUCUGAUAGCAUUAAAGUGUCACCAGGAUCAAGCAACAAUGAAUUUGUGGGCAUGGCUACUUUGGACAACCAUGCUGGCAAGGAAGACAUUGGGAAUAAUGGAAAUCUGUCUAUUCUAGAGGAACAUGCUAGAGCGGUUGGAACUAGCAAUAAGUCUGAUGAGAAGCCAGUAUCUCCUCUCGUCUUACCUUUUGCAGAUGCAUGGUCAGACCCCUGCAUCGAAUUUGCAAUAAAAACUCUCACUGGUGCUCUUCCAUUGGACUUUGAUAUGGUUCAGGAUUACCUUCCGCCGCAAGUUAGGUCUUCGCAGCCGCAAGAAAGUAGAGGCUUCACCUUGCCAAAUGUAGGUGAGUUUCGCCAAACUGAAUUUUUGUGCCAGCAAUUUGGCACUUCAGAGAAGCCAUCAUUUAAUCAAGCAGCUUUGGUAGGGCCUGCAUUGCCACACACUAAACAUGUUAAUUUAGGAUACGCAGCUGCAGCUGGACCUAGUCGACGCCUACAUAGUGAAGAGAGAAGCAAUAAACGUCGAAGAUAAGCAGUCCCCUGUGAUUCAAUUGUACAGAUCAGGGAACUUUUCUGGAUGUGAUUAUAUUUUUCAGACUAAGAUCAUCCCAAGUUCUCUUGUUAGUUGUACCGAUUCACCCUUGUGCUAGUGUAGUUGUAAUCAAAUUUUAACUCGAUGACUGUUGUAACUGUUAGAAAUUUUCUAGUGUAGUUGUCCAUUGUGGGACUGUUGUUGCAUGUAA